This is a messenger RNA of Hansenula ciferrii, 270 nucleotides long. RefSeq lists its product as uncharacterized. NCBI's taxonomy places the organism in Eukaryota, Fungi, Ascomycota, Saccharomycetes, Phaffomycetales, Wickerhamomycetaceae. The coding region runs from base 1 to 270 and encodes 89 amino acids. The transcript has a single exon. The record is from RefSeq and is a predicted model, not a curated record.
AUGUCUAGAGUAUUCAAAUCUUUUGAUACUGAGAUUGCUGAGAACUUAAACUCAAAUGAUAAACAAGAUAAACAAGAUCAAAAAGAUAAACAAAAGACAACAGAACAACAACAACAACAAUCACAAUCAAAAAAGAACAAAAGUGCUAUUAAAAAACAAACAUUUGAUGAAUUAUAUGGUGAACCUGAAAACUUCUUAGAAAUUGAAGUAAGUCGAUUGAUAAUUAUUAUUCCUAAAUUACAAAUUACUAAAACAUUUACAGGUCCGUAA